Adineta ricciae is the source of this 5373-nucleotide messenger RNA. Lineage: Eukaryota; Metazoa; Rotifera; Eurotatoria; Adinetida; Adinetidae. The record is from the annotation of a GenBank genome assembly.
AUGCAUCUGAGUGCAUCAAAUUCAUCAUCUAUCUACACAAGCCAUCACAGUGCGUUCGAUGAUGAUCAAUCAAUCAAUCGAAAACGUCCUUUAUUGGAUCUUCAAGCACGAGAAAAUAUUCAGAGGAAAAUUAGUAGACAAAAACUUGAUGCAGAGCAACGUAAUGAACAUUCCAACAGUAACCAUACUUUUGAAUCUGUUCAUCCUCACACGACGAAUUCAAUCUCAUCAAGUCUACAGAAUCUUCAUCAUCGACAACAUUCACCACUUGCAUUUCGAUCGUUAUCGUCAGAAUUUGAUACUGCUCUUCGACAUCCAAGCGGUUCACGUUUAUUACACGGUGCUAAUGACGUCAUUUUUGCUGAUGAUCUCAACUAUCAACCAUUUAAUCAGCCACAAACGCGAAAAAUUACGAAAAUUACUCCUAAAGAAAACCUUCCUCUGUCAUAUACUCGUCCGUCUCAACCGCGCGCCACAAGUGCGAUCAACACACUAGCAAAAAAGCCUGAGCCAAAGGAUCGACUCCCAUCACGUGACGAUGCAAAACGAUUGAAAAGUGUUCGUCGACUCGAACCUGCGCAUGUUUCAUCAGGCCCCGGUUCCAAAACCAGUUUAAUCAAUACCAACUCAUGGAAAACUGAUCCUAGCAACAUAAAAAAACCGUCGACGGUGAAAAAACCAAAGACAGAAAUCACUACAAAAGCAGAGGAUAAUGUUCCACCAACGGAUGAACAGUUUACAAAUGAAAUCAAACAGGAAAUAAAGAAACUUAAAAAGCCAAAACGUGAUAAAAGUGCAACGAAAACAAUGACUGAGCGACCACUGGCAAAACCUCAUCCGCCACCUAAGCCGGAGAAGACAAAAGAAGAGAAGAAGAAGGAAAGUGAAAAAAUACAAAAAUAUAUCAAAGAAAAACAGCAAGAACACGAAAAGAAGAUUUUAAACGACAAAGAGCUGAAAAAUGCACAAGAAAAAGAACGAAAAGAGCGAUUGAUAAAAUUGAAUGAACAGAUCAAGAAAGUCGCUCAACAACCCUUGCCAGCUUCUCUAACUAAAAAGUCAUCCACAUCUAACGCAUCGCAAUCAAAAGAUCCAACGGAGCUAACACGCGAACGACUUCUCCAUCUACUAGGUCCGAAACCUGUCAUUGAACUUCCAGUGGAAUCUCGUCAGAAUGCACCUUCUCAGGAAACGGCCAUUCGUGAACGUUCGACGUCAGCAAGUUCAUCAUCAUCAAAAUCAUCAAGUACUGACUCAGUUGUCGAAAUCCAACCGCCAAAAACAAAUGAUCAAACAGUAUUACGUGCACAUUCAGAACCACCAAUUCAAGAUGGUAAUAGUGAUGGUAUUUCACAUCGAAAUCAAAAUCUCUUGCGAUGGGCUUACAAUUUGACGCGUGAUUGUAACGAUAUUGAAACUAAAUUUAAAUUUUUUCGACCUGAUGGCACACAACCAUUUGAUAUUAUUCCUCCUUCUCGAGAACAGCUACAACAUGAUACCGGCAAUCUACGUAUUCAACCACCUAUCAUCAUAAAAAAGAGAGAAGACGAAGACGAAGAAAAACAUGAACCAACAAUCUCAGCGAAACUCUUGCGUCCAUCGGGACGUUUAAGUCAUUUAAAUCAAAAUAAUAUCAACGAAUAUGGAAAUCAGCGUCUGCCAGGUGUCGGCGAUCUGCGUGAUCCAAUACUGGAGCAACGUGUCAAACGUGAUUAUGCUGCUACUAAAAUCCAAUCAACGUAUCGUGGCUAUCAAGUGAGAAAAGCAUUGCAAUGGUCAAAUCAAAAACAACAACGGCUCAAUAGCGAAUUCAACCGACGACCGAGUCGUAAACCAACGAAAGUGUCUUCCUAUCGAUCAGAUAUCUUUGAUUCACCAGGUACAAAUUUUGAUCUUCGAUUUUCCGAUGAUAAGUUUACAAUCGGUUCCACAAUAUUACGUAAACUACAACAAAAUGGAACGAAUAUUCAACCUGCAAAAAAUAAAUUAAUAUCAGAAAGAUAUCAACGACGACAGCCAUUGUCCACUCACUCAUCACCACCUCCACCAUCAUCAUCAACGUCACAAAAAAUACAAAGACCAACCGUUUUACAAACAUAUUCAGACGAUUAUGAAAAUUAUUCAACCACAACUACAUCCACUCCUGCGAGUCCAAGACCAGCACCGGAAAAACCACGAGUUACGCAACAGCCAAUGCCCGCGAGAGAAAGCUUCACUUCUCCGUCUCCAUCUUCAUCAACACCGUCAUCAUCUUCAUUUACUCCUACACAUACACCGGAACCUCCUGUAGCUUCGACUAAUAUACACCGCCGUUCAAUUUCUCCGCCGUUACCACUCCCCAUGUCUCCUGACAGCGGCCGCGCUGUACAUCAGCGUGACUAUCCUAGUCACGUGCUAACACAUGCUCCAUCGUCGACAACCCAUCGAAUUUCGGACGAACGUCGUUAUUCUCCGGACGCACUCGAAAGACAAUUAAAUGCUGAAUUACACUUACUUGAUGGUGUUGAAGCUUCAAUGAAGCAAGUAGAAAACAUGGAACGCCUGAGAUCCGUUGCACUUGCCCAACAAGAAGUUGUCUCACUUGCACAAGUGCUAAGAAACAAACCAAUACCUGAAUCGACUACCCCUUCACAACCAUUACGAAAAUCACCAGCGCAGCGAAGUGUAUCGUCAUCAUCCUCUUCUUCUUCUUCUUCAACGAUAUCCAAUCGCAAACAUCGGCCAUCAUCACCUCAACCGAAAACUUCUACUAGUAAUCCAUCCCGCCAACGACGUGCUCAGUCGUCCACUUCACCAACAUCAUCAUCAUCGGAAUCAAUCUUGCCUACUCGAGAAAAACGUGUACGCCAAAAAUAUCAUAACGAAGCUGAACUACAAGCUUAUGAAGCACGCCUAAAAGAUAUCGAAAAGAAAGUUCGUCAACUCACUAAACGCGCUUUUGAGAGUCUCAAUGCAAAACGUACCCCGACAACAACGACCAGCUCGCAGUCGAAGCCAAAAUCGAGUAAUGAUUCAAGUAUUAGCGAAGAUAUACCUGAUUCACAAAAAUCUACAAGUGUGGUUCAGAAGAAAACCAAUAAUGAUACGAGUGAAAUUCGAACAGAAACAAAUGUAAAAGAUAGUAUUUCGUCAUCAAUAUCGUUUCAACAAGAACAAUCGGGUAAGCCGGAAAGUGUACUGUAUACCGAAACGUAUUCUAUGGAUUUGCCGAUAGACACAGUGACAACGGAUGUUAGUGAUCUCGAGCGCCGCGUGCGUAACUAUCGUGAUCAAUUAAAAGCAAAACGAACUGAACUCGAUAAAUUGAAACAAAAGAAGACCAAAGAAGAACUCAGAGAACAAGAAGAUGAACUAAAAAAGCAACUUCAAACAUUUAAUCAUGAAAUUGAAGUUUUACGCCAUGAACCGCCACGUACUACCAAGGCGUUACAGGAACAGAAGCAGUCCGUUUCUGUACGUAAAGUACCCGUUAAAAGUUCUAGUAGCGUCGAUAGCAGCAGCAGCAGUAGUAGUGCAAGUACUGCUUCCACAGCAACAAAACCACAGGAAUCGAGUAUUGCGGAGGAUUUACCUGUCACAACAACAGCAUCACAAUCAAAAACGGAUCUCGUGGAAAAGCGUAUUGAACCGAAUCGUUCAGUUCCGAAGAAGGAACGCGAUUUCUUUGAUGAUGAUGAUGAUGAUGACGAAGAAAAACAAGAAGAAGCAGCAGCAGUGAAACCUAUGGAAACACCUCGUGAAGAACGAGACACUCAACAUGAUGCUCAAUCAAUCUCGAUUGCUACUGAUUUAGCUGCACUAUCCCAAAGUGAAGAUGAUGAUAGUCACAAACUAAGCACAGACAAUGAAAAACCGAUAUUGAAUUUAAAUAAAAAUCCAGCUCCACUGACAAAAACUCGUCAACCUUCAGAAUCCUCUUCGUCAACAACAACCACCACUUCGGAAACUACUACAUCAAGCAAAAGAUCAUCGAAAAAUCAAGCACAAUCGCAAACAUCCGAACGGAAAGCAUCUUCGACACAUAAUGAUUACGACGAAGAUUUUUCUGAUGUUAGCCAUUCACCUACAACACCAACCAAAGAACCAUUGGCAGAAAACAAAGUGAUUGAUCUUGACUGUGAAUCGAUUCACGAAGAUUUCGAAGAAAAACAAUCGACUCAUGACAUCAAUCGAAGUUUAUCCUCGAAAUCCAGUGGCGAUGAACAAUCGGAAAUUCUUGUUCUCGUGAAAAAAUCUGCUAGUACGACACCACGCAAACAAGAAGACAAAACGCUCGAAGAAGAACUUCCGCCACCUCUUCCCAUUCCUGCGUCUGUGCCUGCUCCUAUAUCAGUCGCACCUGAACCAAAACUUGAGCCCACCAAUAAUGACGAUACAGCACAUGAUAUUAGUGAUGAUGAUGAUGAUGAUGAAGAUAUCAAGGAGCAAGAAAAUCGAGUAGACCAUCUAACGGAUCAGUUCAUUCGUGCAUUCAUCGACGAAGCUAUUGACCAAGGAAGAGAAAUUAAGCGUUUAAAGAAAGAAAUCAAUAAAAACAAGGAUGUGUCUCCAGUUGAACCGUUCGCGGCACCGGAUACACAAGAAUGGCUUAUAGAGAAUGAUGCAAACGAAGAUAAUAAUCAAGAUAGCGUCGAAAUAAAUGAAUUUACACUUGACUUCAGCCAGCUGGAUGAGAAAAAUCCUAAUGAACCGCGUAUCGAAAGUCCACGAAAAAUCGUUGUCGAAGAACCCGUUCAAAUCUAUGUGCCACAUACACGAGAACAAGUGAUCGAUCUAUGUCAUAAAGCAAUGGAAAUUCUAUAUGAUCAGAAUACAGAUUUUUCUGACCGAGAGGCUAUUCAAUGCUAUAUACCUGUCGAAUAUCUUACAAGUGGUCAGCAAGAUUCAGAUAACGAACACGUUCGACUCAAUCGUCGCGCUUAUUGUCGAAUGGUAUUUGAUUUGUGCACGGAAUUGUUGCAUGAAAUGGACACACCGAAUGUUAUCCCAGCUAAAUAUUCCGAUUGGCAGCAUAGCAAACUUGUUUCCAAGCGCUUCUUUCGAGGAAGAAAACCAGCAAGUCGUCACGAAGUCGAACAAUUCAUCCAAACGAAAGUUUUAGAGGUCUUAGGUUUGACUCCUCGUCAAAUAACCUACUCGAAAUGGCGUGUGCCAAAUGAUCAACAUCACAGUAGUGAGAAAUUCGAGACAGUACUCGAUCAAGAGAUACGUCGUGGCGAAUCUCAAUGGAUAGCUUAUGACGAUGAUUGUAUCAAAAUGAAAUUUGAAAUAGCUGAUUUAAUCCUUGAUCAAUUAGUUCAAGAAUCGAUUAGUGAAUGCCUUUCUGUUACAGAAAAGCGUCUAUUUCCGAGCAGUAAUAGUACACGUCUUUAA